This is a messenger RNA of Polypterus senegalus (gray bichir), 2048 nucleotides long. RefSeq names its product activating transcription factor 7 interacting protein 2 (gene atf7ip2). Gene Ontology annotation, biological process: regulation of DNA-templated transcription. The record is from RefSeq and is a predicted model, not a curated record. Gene Ontology annotation, cellular component: nucleus; transcription regulator complex. Gene Ontology annotation, molecular function: protein binding; transcription coregulator activity. The coding region runs from base 236 to 1984 and encodes 582 amino acids. The transcript is spliced from 11 exons. NCBI's taxonomy places the organism in Eukaryota, Metazoa, Chordata, Cladistia, Polypteriformes, Polypteridae.
UGCAAAUGACUAACCUGUUGUAGGUUGCACACGUGCCUGAUUCUACUGCUUCGCGAAGUCUCCUGUCAGAUGGGCAGAACUGUUAACUACCCUGCGCGAUACAGCCUCAAACGCUGAUUGUGGCCUUAUUCUCAGCGUCUUUAACUUCAACCGAUGAACGCAAGAAACGGGCGGAUUUUUAACAUUGCGGCAAAGUCUUUCAGAACCAGCAAGAAGCUUUCCUUCUUUCUUAAGAAUGGAGAAUGCCAAUGGAAUACUAAGAAAGAUUUUUAAAGCAAAAAAGACCAUGCCCUCAUGUAAUCGUGAACAAUUUAAACAUUUAAGUACCAAAAAAAAAAGUGUUGGCAUGCAAAUGCCUGAAAGAGUAGAGCAUGGAUCCAUUCUGCCCAGAGGAAAGCUCCUUCAUGACGGCUCUGCACCUUCUCAAUGCUUUUCACCUUAUUUUUGUAAGUCCCAUAUGGAGGAGUUCGGUGACACAAUAAAUUCACCUGUAGCAAAGAGUGAUUUCCCACUGGACAAACCUCUGAAAUCGGAAACGGCAGACCCUCUGCCAGUAGACAGAGACAGAGAAGGCAACAUGGCCAAUGGACAGAAGGAGAAUUCCAGCCAAGGUGAAAAAAAUCCACUGCAGAAAGAUAUUUGGAAAUGCUCCAAGCUUAGCUCUUUGGGUGACGACAUGGAUGUAAACUGUAAUGUCACUCGUUCUACACAUGGCCAAGGCGCUAUUAAAUUGGACAAGGAUGAGGAGGAUGGCUUGAUGCCGAUUUUGUUUAAAAUGGCUUUAAAACACGACUUGGGAGACUAUGUCUUUGAUGGAUCACGGGAAGCAGUUUUUGAAAAUGUGUCAGAGUACCAAAGAGUGCAAGGAGCUCCACAUAAAAGGAAAUUCAAUGUUGAUGCAAGUUUGCAUAAACAUUUGAAGAAUUCUUCAAGUGAAUCUUGUGAAGUUGAUGCCUUAAGUCUCUCAUCCAGAAUCGGGAAAGAGUGGAUGGUUGAGAGCAUCCAGAAAUUGAUCAAACAUGAAAGUGUUGAAAUUGGUAAACAAUUUGAAAGCAAGUUUGAGGAACUUGGAGACAGAAUCAAAAAAAUUGAGUGCAACAUAAAGCAUGAAUUAGUCUUAUUCAAUAUCCAGAAAAAAAUUGACAAACUGAAAAGAAGGCUGCAGUCGGCUUUGAGUGUUCAAGAGCAGUCAGCAGUGAUGAAAAUGAAUGAUUCAUCAGCCAUAGCCGUUAACAAGGACUCUGGUGCUGCAACAUCAGGCCGUCAGAUGCCUUCCUCCAGCUGUAAUGCAGAGGUUUGCAGAUAUCAUAAAGGCUAUUCAGCUACAAAGAAUAAUGAAAAGCACUCUUCGUGUCUAUCAAGCAUUGAAUUUGCAGAUGAAGUGAUUUUUUGUGGAAUUGUGAAAACAGGAGCUUCAGACAAUGACCAAAGAAAAUCUGCAUGUCCUUCAAGAAAUAGAUCACAUCUUGCUAUGAUUGAUCUCACUGCUGAUCAACCUGAAGUUGAACAUUUAUCACCAUUAACACCUGCAGCCAUUGGAUCUGCGGGUGAAUCGACUUUUCAUCAUAAGGGUAAGAUCAAGUCUAUAUUCCCAAUUCCUCCUCUUCCGGAGAUUUCCAUUCCAUCAAAUCUCCCAUCCAUUGCUGCCAUGAGUAAUUUGCCUCCGAAGAUGCAAAUCAGGAUUGCUAAAAUUAAAAACCCUGACGCCAUUGGAGUUCUGUGGGACAUAAAAUACGUCAAUCAAAAUGCAGCCCCCAUGCAAAGCUACCACUUGUACAUCCUGUACGAAGACUGCAAUGGCAACAUUUCACCAUGGAAGAACAUCGCAUCAGUAAAGGCAUUGCCUCUUCCAGCUGCCUGCCAAUUCACAGGUUACAGAUCCGCCAAAAGGAUUUGUUUUUCUAUAAUUGGAAGAGAUGUUUAUGGCCGCUUUGGUCCUUAUAGUGAUGUUCAGUCAAUCAUAUUUAAAAGAAGUUACCAAUAGAUCUUUUCCUAAAAGCAAAUAUUAAUCCAUGUCAGAAAUGUAGUUUGCAAUAAACACUCUUGGA